Molecule: messenger RNA, 1014 nt
Organism: Hibiscus syriacus
Lineage: Eukaryota; Viridiplantae; Streptophyta; Magnoliopsida; Malvales; Malvaceae
Product: CAX-interacting protein 4-like
Exons: 2
Coding region: 1-1014 (337 amino acids)
Source: RefSeq, a predicted model, not a curated record
AUGUCACCCUGUCAUUUGUAUUUUAUUAUUGGGUUUCCUUCGAUAUUGCAGGGUAGUGAAUCUGAUUCUGAUGCAGACAGGGUGAGAGGUCGUAAAAGAGAAAUUAUUAAGAAAGGUCGUCACAGGCAUGAUUCUAGGGAGGAUUACUCUGAUUCUGAUGGUGGGAGGGAAAAGAAGAGAGUUCAGAAAAUUCGUAACACGCAUGACUCCAGUGAGGAUGGCUCUGAUUCUGAUGAUGGGAGGGAAAAGAAAGGUGAAGUUAAUAAACGAAAGAAUGAGUUGACUGUGAACGAGAGGAGGGAGGGGGACGACAUCAAUAGUGAAUCUGAUUCUGAUGAGGACAGAAUGAGAGGUCGUAAAAAGGACACGGUAAAGAAAGGUUCUCGUAGAAACGACUCAAGUGAGGAUGACUCUGACUCGGCUGAUAGGAGGGAAAGGAAGAAAAGCGAAUCUGAUUUUGAUGUAGAUGGAGCAAGAGAUCGGAAAAAGGAAAUAGUAAAGAGACAUGGCCAUAGGUAUGAUACAGAAGAUGACAAUGAUUCUAAUAGAAGUGAUGAAAAAGUGGAAAAGGGUAGGAGAAGAGGUAGGAGACAUGAUUCUGAUGAUGAUGAAAAUUCCAAUUGGUCCCAUGGUAGGAGAAGUGGAAAGGCUACAACAGCAAGAGAAAGGACUGCUAGGAAAUUGGUGUCUCCGAGUGAUGAUGGUGAUGCAAGUCCUAGUGACUCUGACAAAGACAGAAGAGGACAUAGAAGUGAUGAUGACAGUCACGGUGUUAGAGGUAGUCGUCGAUAUCAAGAAGGAAAGGACUUCGCAUCUUCUGCAGCCAAGAGUGAUGAGAGAAAGGGAAGAACCCUAAAUAAGGGUGAAAGAUUAGAGAGAUUGCAGAAAUCAGGGAACAAUAGGGAAAUGAUGAAGGGCAAGAGGAAGCUCGAUGAUGAGUACCAUGACGAGCAGCCAGAAUUGAAGUCAAGAAGCCGAAACUUAGGCAUGGGUUCUUUUCUGAUUUUUCAGUAG